ACUGCAUUCGCAAGAAAACAAAAAACGUUGCUUUGUAUGGCAUCUUAAGAAUAAUCAUGACUAUGAAAAUAUAAGUUUGAUUAAUCGAAUACCUUAUAAAUAAAAUGCGUCAUCUAGGCGUAAUGAGUGUAUGUUUGGUUUUUGUUUUAAUUCAAGAAUCUUUGACGAAAAAAAUUCACAAAGAGAUUAAAGAAAAAGCGAUUAAAAAAAACCUUGUCGAGGACGAAAAUGGUACUACAAAAUCAAGUAGCAAAGUGGAACCAAAACCGCCAGUAAAAAAUAAUGCAGGUGCUAACUCGUCCUCCUCAGAGGACUACGAUACCACUCAAGGCUACCCUAUUCUUUUUCCAGAAACACAUAUGAAGAGAAACACGUCAGCUAAUAUAUCAACAAGUGAACCAAUAGACGAUGACGUUACAAGCGAAGAAGUCUACUCAAACGGCAGUGUGCCUUUGGAGGAGCGUGAUAAAUGUAGUAAAACUGUUGAUUUACUGUUUCUAUUGGACAGUUCAGAAAGUGUUAAAUAUUCUAAUUGGAAAAUUGUUAUUCAAUUUGUAAAAUCUUUGUGCAAUCGAUUUAAGCUAAGUACGACUCGCGUUGGUAUCAUUAGGUAUGCAUCAGAUGCAGAGAUAGCUUUACAUCUUACUCGUUUCAAUGACACUACAUCUAGAGAUACAGCAAUAGACAAUAUAUUUUAUAAAACUGGAGGUACUCGAACAGAUAUAGCUUUGAAAAAAGCAGCAGAUGUGUUCCAAUUCAGUGAGCAAAAAAACCAAGUUUUAAUUUUAGUUACUGAUGGUCCAACAAAUAGCUUAGAAAUAAAUAAAGAUCAUUUUGUUGAAGGUAAAGAUCUUGUUGCUGGCCCUGUUGACCGAUUAAAAGAUGCUGGUGUAGCAAUAUUUUGCAUUGGCAUUGUACCUGAUAGUGAGACACCUGAUGAAAUUGAAACAAUGAAAGAAGAAAUGAGAGUUAUUGCAUCAGAACCUACCAAACUACAUCUUUUUAUGUCUGAUGGUUACCAUGAGCUUCAAAGAAAAGUUCAUGCUAUUAGUGAAGCUGCAUGUGUUGUAAAUGGUGCAUGGAGUCGAUGGUCAGAUUAUUCUCCUUGCAGUGUUUCAUGUGGUGAAGGUACCAAAGUUCGCAUGCGUUCUUGCACUUCUCCUAAACCAGAGAAUAAUGGUGCUGACUGUACUGGAAGAAGAGUAGAGACUGAAGAAUGUUUUUUAGGUCCUUGUUCAUUUACGGAAAAGCUAUAUAAACCAGAAAAUACAUCAGAAAAUAUACUUGAGAGUAUGUCAAAAAAAAUUCCAGAAAUUACAUUAAACAAAAAGUUAGAAAAUGCAUCACAAACUGUAUUACAAAAGUCAAAUGAUGGUCGCAUCUUAUCAGAUACAGGAACUAAUUUAAACAACUCUUUACAAAAUGAAACUCAAGCUCAAUCACCUUUACUAAGAUUAACUAAUGGAGAAGUCUUUACUAAUGGACCAUCUGAAGGAAUCAAUCGAACUUUGAAUUUUCAUGAAAAUUCAGUUUUCGAUUUUCCAACCAAAUCAUUAAGUCUUCCAACAAAAUCAAAUAAUUCUUCAAAAAUAUUGAAUUUGAUAUCAAAUAAUACACAACCUACCAAAGAAGCUUCACAUUUUAUUGGAGGUUGCUUCGAAGGACUGGAAGAAAUAAAGCUAAGCGAUAGUCAAUACAAUGCUUCUUCUGUUUAUUCUCAUGAUACUGAAGAUGAGUAUGUGAAACGAGAAUAUGCACCUCAAAAUGCUCGGCUUAACAAUGUAGUAAAUGGUGGUGGAUGGUGUGCUGAACAUAAGUAUGCCUUAUUAGGAGAUAAAAACCAGUAUUUGCAGUUUGAUCUCGGUAAGCAAAUGACAGUGGAUGGAGUAGUUACACAAGGAAGUCAUUUAUUAGAAAAUUGGGUGAAAAGCUUUAAUUUAAGGUUUAGCGAUGAUGCAAUAAGUUGGGAGUAUUAUAAAAAUAAUCCAUUGGAUGGUAAUAGUGAUCGCCACACUGAACGUCGAAAUCAUUUGAAUCCACCAAUAACUGCUCGGUACAUUCAAAUUAAUCCAAUUGGUUGGAAUGAAGAUAAUGGAAUCGAUAAGCAUGACAUCUGUUUAAGAGCGGCAUUAUAUAAAUGUAGAGACGGUGCAGUAGCUGCUGUUAAACGUGCUGGCAUCAAUACUUUGCGAGGAAAUAACAUAGUGAAAAGUGCCCAUCAUCCAACAGGGUCUCAUGUGCGUAUUUUUAGUGUAAACAGCAGAACUAAAAGACAACAUGUGCCAAUGUUAAACCAUAAAAACAAUCAGCACAAACGAAUUUUGCACAGAUUAAGAACUAUUGCAAAUAAAAUUAUUAUUAAAGUCAAAAAAGCUGGUAAAAAGUUUCAGACUUGAACAUAUCGGUGUUAUUUCGAUUUCUCAACGAAUUUUAAUACUCAAUCUCACAAACUUUGCGAAGAACGUCCUCAUUUUCUGCAGUUGGUUUUGGUUCACUAUUUGUAUGGUCAAGUCAUUGUCACUUACAUAAAGUAAUACGGAAGUUCAGUUAUGAAAGUUAAAAAAGUCCUUACAAUCACGUAAAAUUGAACUUACAUUGAGAAAAUGAAGUAUAACUAACAGUUUUCAGAGGGUGUAAAUAUUUUUCCUUGUUAAUAUACAUUAGCUUUUGAGUUAGCUUAAA
This is a messenger RNA of Hydra vulgaris (swiftwater hydra), 2682 nucleotides long. RefSeq lists its product as uncharacterized. Lineage: Eukaryota; Metazoa; Cnidaria; Hydrozoa; Anthoathecata; Hydridae. The record is from RefSeq and is a predicted model, not a curated record.